UCCUCUGUUUUUUUUUGUGUGCGUGCGUGUGUGUGUGUGUGUGUGUGUGUUGGGUGGAGUCAACCCGGAAUUCUCCAAAUUGGAAAUCCAUUGGCACAUUUUGAGGAGCACCAUGAAGGACGGUAUCGCCAACAACAGCACCGCCAGCAUCUCCCAAGCCAGGAAAGCUGUGGAGCAGCUGAAGAUGGAGGCCUGCAUGGAUAGGAUAAAGGUAUCCAAAGCAGCUGCAGACCUGAUGGCGUACUGCGACGCCCACAUACGCGAGGACCCGCUCAUCGUGCCCGUCCCCGCCUCCGAGAACCCUUUCCGGGAGAAGAAGUUCUUCUGCACCAUCCUCUGAUGACCUGCCGGUAGAGCUGUACAGGUGCAGGCAUGGCGUUGCCUGCCUUCUCUGUCGUCACCACACCUGAAGCUACUGGCCAUAGGCGUUGAGUUGAGUUUUGCCAGGUGGACACUCUGUUGUUGGUCAGCUCUGUCCUGGUGGCUGAGGGUUUUGGGGGAGUCAGCUACCAAACUGGCAACCCAGUGAGCGUAUCAUGUCUUGUUAAAUAGGUUUGUUAUUGCUUUGUUAUUAGAGAACAGCCUUGCUCAGUGCUUAAUGAGAUGAGAGAUGUUUUUCUUUCUUUUUUCUUUUAUUGUGCUAGAUCUUAACAUGCCUCAGGAAACAGAAAUGUGCCCAGUGUCUACCACCUUUUUAAAACAUUUAUUCCCUUUCCCUUUAUCUGAAUAAAAAACAUUUAUCUUUGUAUCAUCUUGAACAUAAUUUGAGUUAGUUUUUAUUGCUUUCAGAGCACAGGUUUGACUAUUUGUAGCAACACUUACUGAAAGUACUACUGAAAUUUGACACUUCCCUCACUAGUGGUUUCUGUUUCAAUUUGCCUGUAGAGUCAGCAACAGUUAACCCGCUCGCGUUAGUGCUGCAGUACAGUCCGAUUCUCAUUAGAGCCCACAAACAGAAACCUUAUCUCAAAUAGUGAAUUCUUUCGGUCUGUAAUAAUAAGCAGGGGGCUGCACAUCAGUUCACCUGCGAAUAAAUAAAUAGACUCUGUUUAUUGAAAGGUGCACAGCUAAUGUUUCAAUGGCGAGAUGAGUUCUUCAGGGUUAUCACUGUGCAAACAACCCUCAAGUCAAAAAUUAUUUAUGAAUCUGCCGCCUCCUUCCCAUGCCCGCUCUAAUGCAUUCUACCUUUACUGCUCUGUUUGAUUUACUCCUCAUAUACUUCAUCCACUUCAAAUCAGAGACACUAUCAGUUAAUCCUGCGGCCCCACGACUGGAAUAUUUUUACAAGCUGCAGGAUAUCUUCUCCUCUUAUUUCCUUAACGGGUCUCAUUUGUUUGCUGGGCAUGUUUCCUGAGCCUGAUUCUUUUUGCCUGUCCUCGAGUGAAUGGCACGGCCUUUGACAUUAAUGCCAGACCAGAGGCCUGCAUGUUUCUCUGCUCCUUUUUGACAGCCUCCUCUGUUUCCGAGGGGCCGUCAGUCUUUUAGAGUGUACAGUAUGUUACAGUGCCAAUUUCUGUGAGAGCAGUGUGAUCCUCGCACUGUGUUCCCGCAGCCUUUUUUCCGUUCUGUUUGUUUUGGAAGAAAAAGCACACUGUCGAAAAACAUUUCCUUUACAUGGUAGUUGAAUAGCAUUUGCUAAUUUUUACGAUGAAUUGUUAUGAUCGUUAUUAAUAUUGUUAUUAUCAGUAGUAUUAUUGAAUAUUUGUUGCAUAGCACUGACAGCUACAUGACGUGUAGUGCUACUAAGCUUGUAUGAUACUUAGGAAAAAAAGACAUUUAUAAAUCAUGCAAUUAUUGAUACUAUCUGAGUAUUUUUUAAAAAUAAGGGUCGGUUUACAUAAUAUGAUCCCUUCGGUGGUUCAGGCUUUUUUGCAGCAUCGUUUCUGUAAAUUAAAGGAAAUUUCCUCUUGGUACUUGAAUAGCCAUUGAAUUAGGAAUUAAACUCUGAUGCUAGACUGUCACAAACACAAAACUAUUGGACUCAAAUUGUUUUCAGGAUCAUUAUCGUUAUCAUUUCCUAUCUGGAAACCUGAGACUGACCUCAGGGCGCUCUCACUGACCUCAUCUUCAGGACGGUGCCAAAUCUGAAACAAGAAAUAUAACGGCUAGAGAUGAAUAUUGCAUGGAUUUAUUUCUAUCUAUAACAGAGAGAACUAUUAUGAGAUGAAAUAUUGCCUCCUCAUUGACUUUCUGGGUGCUACUCUGCACAUAAUAAUCUCAUUGGAGUCCGGAUAUGUUGACAAUGUGCAGCUGUAUACAUGAAUGGUAUUAUUGUUUUGGAAAAAAAAUAGCAUUUAAAUAGCAGGCUUUGUAAAUCAUUUGAUGGAUCAAAUGAAUUAAAGGAAAAGGGCAACCCAGAUGUGCCGUGUCUUCAA
This is a messenger RNA of Seriola dumerili (greater amberjack), 2375 nucleotides long. RefSeq names its product G protein subunit gamma 4 (gene gng4). The transcript has 3 exons. The record is from RefSeq and is a predicted model, not a curated record. Gene Ontology annotation, biological process: G protein-coupled receptor signaling pathway. Lineage: Eukaryota; Metazoa; Chordata; Actinopteri; Carangiformes; Carangidae. Gene Ontology annotation, cellular component: heterotrimeric G-protein complex. Gene Ontology annotation, molecular function: G-protein beta-subunit binding. The coding region runs from base 113 to 340 and encodes 75 amino acids.